Messenger RNA from Dichotomopilus funicola, 744 nucleotides. RefSeq names its product HAD-like domain-containing protein. Lineage: Eukaryota; Fungi; Ascomycota; Sordariomycetes; Sordariales; Chaetomiaceae. Gene Ontology annotation, molecular function: acireductone synthase activity; magnesium ion binding. The coding region runs from base 1 to 744 and encodes 247 amino acids. The transcript is spliced from 3 exons. The record is from RefSeq and is a predicted model, not a curated record.
AUGGCCUUGGAACCGAAACCCCUCGUGGUACUCCUCGACAUCGAGGGUACUGUUUGUCCUAUCUCAUUCGUCAAGGAUGUGUUGUUCCCCUACGCCCUCUCCGCCCUCCCCUCCACCCUAGCACAAGAGUGGUCCUCCCCCUCCUUCACCCGCUACCGCGAUGCCUUCCCACCCGAGCACGCGGCGACCCCCGCCGCGCUCGAGGCACACGUCCGCGACCUCAUGAGCCGCGACGUCAAGAUCGCUUACCUCAAGUCACUACAGGGCUACCUCUGGGAGAACGGCUACGCGUCCGGUGCGCUCAAGGCGCCGCUGUUCCCGGACGUGGCGCCGCGCAUUCGGGAAUGGGCUGCUUCCAAGGGUGAUGAUGCUGGGUCAGAAGAGAAAGGAUCGGUCAUGAUCUACUCCUCGGGUUCCGUCCCGGCGCAGAAACUGCUCUUCAAGCAUACCAACACCGCCGACGAGCCGGACCUGACGGGGUACCUGGCCGACUACUUCGACACGGUCAAUGCCGGGCCGAAGCAGGAGGCUGCGAGCUACACGCGGAUUGCGGCUGCGCACCCGGAGGUGCCGGUCGCCCGCUGGCUGUUCCUCAGCGACAAUGUGCGUGAGGUUGAGGCUGCGUUGGAGGCGGGCAUGCAGUCGUACGUGGUGGUGCGGCCGGGCAAUGCGCCGCUGACGCCGGAGGAGGAGGCCCGGCAUCGGGUGGUGAGGAGUUUUGAGGAGAUCUUGUUUGCGGAGUGA